UCACGUGGCUCACCGCCGAGCCACGGUUGGAGCUGGCGCAACGUGACGGGCGGGGCGUGGAAGUUUGUUCCCGAGUUCGGAGCCCAGGAGUCCCCGCGGCCGUCGCGCAGGUGCCCUCCGCCAGGGUCGGGAUGGAGCUGCCCGCCGUGAACUUGAAGGUUAUUCUCCUGGUUCACUGGCUGCUGACAACCUGGGGCUGCAUAGUGUUCUCAGGCUCCUAUGCCUGGAGCAACUUCACUGUCCUGGCCCUGGGCGUGUGGGCUGUGGCCCAGCGGGACUCCGUUGAUGCCAUAGGCAUGUUUCUUGGUGGCUUGGUGGCCACCAUCUUCCUGGACAUUAUCUACAUCAGCAUCUUCUACUCAAGUUUUGCCACUGUGGACACUGGCCGCUUCAGUGCUGGCAUGGCUAUCUUCAGCUUGCUGCUCAAGCCCUUCUCUUGCUGCCUCGUUUACCACAUGCACCGUGAGCGAGGGGGUGAACUCCCACUCCGCCCCGAUUUCUUCGGACCAUCUCAGGAGCAUAGUGCCUACCAGACAAUUGACUCACCAGACUCACCUGCAGCCCCCUUUGCAAGCCUGGAGGACAAGGGCCAAGCUGCCCCCCGGGGGUACUGAAGCUGCCCCCUAGUCUUCCCAGUGCCCAGCAGGAUGCUUGUUACCUCCUUUCUGGACUUAUAGUGGAGUGUCCUCCAUUCCCUACCAUAGAGGUGGCGUGAGUCAAGUGCCUUGGAGGUCAAGAUCCUCUGGCUUCCCAGCUGAGAAGAGCCGUCCUAACUCUCCAGGGAGCACCUCCCUUCAAGGCACCUGCUGACCCCUGGCUAGAACUGUGAUUGCUUUCUUUACCUCCUACUUCCUAGCUAUGCCAUGCCCCUGCUGAGCGGUGCAGAGUGCUGCAGGGCCAGGCCUUAAGGCCAGUGACGGCUGCCUCUCAGGCCCUAAGAUGGUCCAGCCCUCCCUAGAAGCUCUGGGAGCUUCUGGUCCUGCUCAGCCUGUCCUGCAUAGGAGCAAAAUCCCUGUGCUGGUCACUGCCUGAUGGCGUGGCACCCAGGGACCCCAGGCCUGGAGGCAGUAGGUCUGCAGAGCCCCUCUCAGAGCCCUGGUGUUAAAAUUCAGGGGUUCUGUGGCUGGGCUGUGUUCGAGCCAUGUUUCAUCUCCCAGCUGGGCCCUGCCUUGCAGCCCAUGAACCAUGCUUUAAUCUCGAAGGUGGACCAGUGAGAUGGCUCGUGGGGAAGGGCCUUGCCACCAAAAUUUGAGUUUGAUCUUGGGGACCUGACUCCUGAAAGUUGUCCUCUGACCUCCGUAUUUGUACAGUGUCACAUACCCCUCCACAAAUAAAUGUAAUUAAAUCCUAAA
Messenger RNA from Onychomys torridus (southern grasshopper mouse), 1352 nucleotides. It is a transcript of the gene Agtrap, whose product is annotated as angiotensin II receptor associated protein. Gene Ontology annotation, biological process: regulation of blood pressure; angiotensin-activated signaling pathway. Lineage: Eukaryota; Metazoa; Chordata; Mammalia; Rodentia; Cricetidae. Gene Ontology annotation, cellular component: plasma membrane. The transcript has 5 exons. The record is from RefSeq and is a predicted model, not a curated record. The coding region runs from base 132 to 614 and encodes 160 amino acids.